This is a messenger RNA of Phascolarctos cinereus (koala), 1787 nucleotides long. It is a transcript of the gene L3HYPDH, whose product is annotated as trans-L-3-hydroxyproline dehydratase. Gene Ontology annotation, molecular function: hydro-lyase activity. The record is from RefSeq and is a predicted model, not a curated record. NCBI's taxonomy places the organism in Eukaryota, Metazoa, Chordata, Mammalia, Diprotodontia, Phascolarctidae.
GCCUUUCGGAUGCCGGACCCGGAUCUGCGGAAGGGCCACACCACCUGGGCGGUCACAUCCGGGACAUGGGAGCUCGCAGGGCUCCGCCUCCCGGUAACUGUGGCGACGGUAGAUUAAUGCCCCGCCCCCUGCCCCUGUCGACCAAUAGUGGCAGCUCUUGUUUCCAAGGCCACGCCUCCCCGACCCCGCUGCCCAUCCACACGCCUUCUCGGCCAGUUCCUGGGCAAAAGCCCCGCUGGAUCGGUUCCUAUGCUCGUUGGUUGGCAGCGUCUCCCAUGGAGGUCCCGCGGGACAGCCGCCAGCUGCCCCCUCACGCCUCGGGCACCCCGGUGCUGUCGGUCGUGGACAUGCACACGGGCGGGGAGCCCCUGCGGAUCGUGCUGGCGGGGUGGCCCGAGGUGGGCGGCCCCACCGUGCUGGCUAAACGCCGCUACGUGCGGGAGCACCUGGACCCGCUGCGGCGGCGCCUCAUGCUGGAGCCGCGCGGGCACCGGGACAUGUACGGGGCGCUGCUGGUGCGCAGCGAGCUGCCCGACGCGCACGCGGGCGUCUUGUUCCUGCACAACGAGGGCUACAGCUCCAUGUGCGGCCACGGCGUGCUGGCCCUGGGGCGCUUCGCGCUAGACUACGGGCUGGUGCCGCCGCCCCCGCCCAGUGUCCGCGAGGCCCAGGUCCGCCUGCACUGCCCCUGCGGCCUGGUCACCGCCUUCGUGGAGUGCGAGGGGGGCCGCAGCCGGGGGCCCGUUCGCUUCCACAGCGUCCCGGCCUUUGCCUUGGCCACAGAUCUCGUGGUGCAUGUUCCUGGCAAAGGGGACGUUGUAGUCGACAUUGGAUAUGGUGGUGCAUUUUAUGCAUUUGUUAAUGCUGAAAGGUUUGGAUUAGAUGUCUGUUCUUCGAAGACGAGGGACCUUGUAGACGCAGCAACUGCAGUUACAGAAGCAGUUAAAGCACAGGUUAAAAUUCAUCAUCCGGAGAGUGAAGAGCUUGCAUUUCUCUAUGGAACGAUAUUAACAGAUGGAAAGGAUGCUUUGAGUGCAGAGCCAACAGCCAACAUCUGUGUGUUUGCAGAUGCACAGGUUGACCGGAGCCCCACUGGUUCUGGAGUGACGGCUCGCAUUGCCUUACAGUAUCACAAGGGACUUAUUCAGCUGAACCAGACCAGAACCUUUAAAAGUAGUGCAACGGGCUCACUGUUCACUGGCAAGCCAGUGAAGGAAACCAAAUGUGGUGAGUUCAAAGCAGUUGUAGUGGAAGUAUCAGGACAAGCCUAUUACACAGGUACAGCAAGCUUUAUAAUUGAAGAAGAGGACCCACUGAAAAAUGGAUUUCUUCUCAAAUGACCUUAUUCAUGACCUUUACUGUCCCCUUUUAAAGCAACCAUUAUCCAAGAGCUAGUUGUCUUCAUGUUCUAUAGAAAAGUAUGCCCUCUUAUACAUGUAGAUUGUCAUCCUAUCUAACUAAUCACAUAAUCCUCAAUUAUAUAAAAUCAUGUUAACAAAUAAUAGAUAACAUAACUCUUUAGGGUUUGUAAAUUACUUCUCAUUUUAUCUCAUGGCAAUAUUAUUUGUAUGAACCAGUUUAGCUAGAAACAUCUUUAAUGUUCUAGUAAACCAAAAUAUGAAGGAUGACAAUCCAAUUUUUCUUUUAUAGUAGUGCUUAGCAUAAAUGAUAAUAAAAAUUACCCAUUUCAAAUAGAUUUGUAAGUUUUGGAGUUUUGAAGGUACAAUCUUAUCUUUCAAUGUUGUGUUAAAGGGACCAUUUGAAUAAAAGACACUUUUUGAAUGGUA